This is a messenger RNA of Sparassis crispa, 1455 nucleotides long. Its product is annotated as Efflux pump azaL. Gene Ontology annotation, biological process: transmembrane transport. Bases 1 to 1455 code for a protein of 484 amino acids. Lineage: Eukaryota; Fungi; Basidiomycota; Agaricomycetes; Polyporales; Sparassidaceae. The record is from RefSeq and is a predicted model, not a curated record. The transcript has 8 exons. Gene Ontology annotation, molecular function: transmembrane transporter activity.
AUGCAUCCUGCGAGGGAUGAUGGACAGGAGCCGGACGAGGAGACUGCGUUGCUCUCUCAGUCGCGAGCGGAGGGAAAGGUUCCUGAGCAAGCGGUGACGCCGCUGCCCAAGUUGCAGAUCUUCAUUCUUUUGUUGCUGCAACUCGCGGAACCCAUAACGUCUCAAUGUAUAUAUCCAUUCAUCAACCAGCUCGUCAGCGAGCUCGAUAUAACGGGUGGCGAUGAGAAGAAGGUUGGAUAUUACGCAGGGUUAAUUGAGUCCAUAUUUUUCGCUACCGAGGCGAUGUUCGUGCUCCAGUGGUCGCAAGUUUCAGACCACAUUGGCCGCAAACCAGUCCUUCUGACAGGGACUGGCGGACUCUGUCUCUCUAUGAUAUGUUUUGGCCUUUCCAAAACAUACUGGACCCUCGUCGUCAGUCGAUGUUUAGUAGGCAUGCUCAAUGGCAACGUCGGUGUCAUCAAGAGCAUGAUGGGAGAACUGACGGAUUCUACCAACAUGGCCCAAGGCUUUUCUCUGAUGCCAGUAGUAUGGUCUGUCGGAGCAACUGUAGGCCCAUUCAUUGGAGGAACGCUGGCGAAGCCUCAUGAUCGCUGGCCAGGUGUCUUCUCUGGCCCCUUUUGGAUCAAGUAUCCCUAUUUCUUACCUUGCGCCACUUCGGCUGCUUUUACUACGUUUAUCUUUAUUAUCGCGGUGAUCUUCUUGAAAGAGACUGUCCAUACGCCUUCCCAGAAGAAUACUGGGGCUUCGGUGUCUAGGGAAGAUACGGACUGUGUUCAGCUGGAGGCCUUCACCAAACCGGCGACACUGCGGUCAUUGAUGGUGCGGCCCGUCCUUCUGUCCGUGGCAAAUUAUGGCUGUCUGGCUCUCCUCGAUAUCGCAUAUCGUGCAAUUCAGCCGUUAUUCUUCUCCACGCCCAUAGAAUAUGGCGGUCUUGGUCUUAACCCGGCCGCCAUUGGCUUGAUCCUUGGUGCCUUUGGCCUGAUGAAUGGAAGCUUCCAGGCACUCUUCUUUUCCAGGGUUGUACAUCGGUGGGGUCCAAAACGUGUGCUGAUGACAGGCAUGGCAUCUUUCGUGCCAAUUUUUGCGAUCUUCCCUGUAAUCAACCUCCUGGCCAGAACGCGGGGCACGACGCCCCUUAUCUGGUGUGUGGUUGCUCUCCAGCUGGCGAUAUCCGUGGUCAUGGACAUGACCUACGGCUGUGUCUUCAUGUUCGUGACGUCAUCCGCCCCAAAUAAACGUUCACUUGGUGCGACGAAUGGGAUCGGGCAGCUUGUUGCCUCCAUCGUGCGCACCAUCGGUCCUGCGUCGGCUACGUCGCUGUUUGCAGUCUCGCUAGAACGCAACUGGCUAGGAGGAUUUGCAGUCUACGGGAUCCUGAUACUGUUGGCAUGUCUGCUCUUCCUCGUGAGUCUGCCCCUGCCCCGCCAUCCAUGGAAGCACGACGAAUCGCAAUAA